Messenger RNA from Drosophila sechellia, 1756 nucleotides. Its product is annotated as basic proline-rich protein. The coding region runs from base 10 to 1704 and encodes 564 amino acids. The record is from RefSeq and is a predicted model, not a curated record. Gene Ontology annotation, biological process: extracellular matrix organization. NCBI's taxonomy places the organism in Eukaryota, Metazoa, Arthropoda, Insecta, Diptera, Drosophilidae. The transcript has 3 exons. Gene Ontology annotation, molecular function: extracellular matrix structural constituent conferring tensile strength.
CAUUUCGCCAUGAGGCUGUUCGCAGUGAUUUUUUGGAUAGGCUGGGCCUUCGGCCAAGCGAAUUCUAAAAGCCCGAGUGCCGAGACGGGCAGACUGAUAGCAUCUCUUCAAGCUGCUCCGGCUCCGGCGCCAGCACAAAGUGUGAUCUAUAAGCUGCCACCACAGCACUACUAUCCGCCACCACCGCCGCCGCCUCCGCCACAGCACUGUAAUUGCCCGCCAGGUCCACCGGGUCCUCCUGGACCACCGGGCUUACCAGGAACCCCUGGUCCGCAAGGUCCCAAAGGACACACUGGGUCCAAGGGCGAGCGAGGAGAGAAGGGAGAGCGCGGUCACUACGGACUACCAGGCCAACCAGGUCAACCGGGACCCAUUGGCCCACCGGGACUACCGGGCCCACCCGGUCACAAAUCGGGACAUGGUCAUCAUGAUCAUCAUGAUCACCACCAUCAUCAUCCAGCGCCUCCACCGCCACCACCUCCGCCUCCGCCGCCUCCACCACCUCCACCUCCACCACCACCACCACCACACCCACACCCGCAUCCACAUCAUCCGCACCCACCAAUCGUGACGCCUCCAAUUAUAGUUCCCAUUCCAUUGCCACCGCAGAAAGGUGACCAUGGUCACCAUCAUCACCACAAGGGAUCCAAGGGUCCGCCCGGACCUCCAGGUCCACCAGGAACGGGACCACCGGGUCCUCCAGGACCUCCAGGCAUUACGUAUCCACCUCCACCACCACCACCACCACCACCACCACCACCACCAUCGUACCCAUACCCACCGUACCCGUAUCCACCACCUGGUCCUUAUCCAGGACCAUGGAUUCCUCUGCCAGUGCCAGUGCCCUGGCCCUCAAAGGGACAUAAGGGAGACAAAGGUCACAAAGGAGGCCACAAGGGCGGACACCACCAUCACUAUUACCCGCCAGGACACGAUAAGGGAGGCCACUAUCCGUAUCCACCCCACGGCGGCCAUGGAGGCCAUCACCAUCCAGGUCAUAACUAUCCAGGACCCUAUCCGCCACCCUAUCCACCUUACCAUCCACAUAAUGGCGGUGACAAGGGACAUCACCAUCAUCCACCCCACAAUCACGGAGGACACCAUCACGGGGGACACAACAACCAUCAUCCACCUCACAACGGAGAGCACAACCAUAAUCAUCCCCCACACAAUCACGGAGGGCAUAACCCACAUAAUACACACCACCAACACCCCCAUCAUUAUCAACCAAAACCCACUAAGCCAGAGGGUAGUGGCGAACAAACUCCACGGGAUGAUCUGGACUUGCUGGAUGAAAAUGUGGAGAUUGUCGAAAACAUAAUUGAUGAAAAUGAAAACGAAAAUGAUUUCAUGGAGGGCGAGGAGGAAAUGUCCCAUGAGCACAAUGACUUGGAAACUGAACCAGAGGAUGCGGGCUACGGCCUUGAAUAUGCAGAUAACACUGUGGAGAACCACGAAUCUCCGAGUGGCACUGAAGAAAUCGAUGAUGAGGAUCCAGGCUAUAUGGUAUCAGGAGGAGAAGAUGCGAUGGAAGAGGACCAUAUGAUGGAGGACCAGAUGGACCCAGAGAAUAUGACGGAGGAUAACGCACCUAUGGAUGGAGAUGCAAUUGAGGAGCGAACCAACAAAGGUCCGAUUAUCCUGUCGAUUGGAACUCCUCGAAAUCCUUUUCACAUUUACGCCUAUGAACAGUAUGAUACAUAAAUAAGCCAACGCCACAACACCAACAAAAUAAAAAAUAACUUUAAAAUAUGAA